Messenger RNA from Apiotrichum porosum, 924 nucleotides. RefSeq names its product Thymidylate synthase (gene TMP1). Gene Ontology annotation, biological process: dTMP biosynthetic process. NCBI's taxonomy places the organism in Eukaryota, Fungi, Basidiomycota, Tremellomycetes, Trichosporonales, Trichosporonaceae. The transcript is spliced from 5 exons. Bases 1 to 924 code for a protein of 307 amino acids. The record is from RefSeq and is a predicted model, not a curated record. Gene Ontology annotation, cellular component: cytosol; mitochondrion. Gene Ontology annotation, molecular function: thymidylate synthase activity.
AUGACUGCCGACAUUGUCCAACGGGCCAACCCCGAGCACGAGGAGUAUCAGUAUCUCGACCUGAUCUCGCGCAUCAUCUCUACUGGCCAAACUCGCCCCGACCGUACCGGCACCGGCACGCUUGCGCUGUUCGCACCCAACUCGCUGCGCUUCUCGCUGGCCAACAACGCCCUCCCCUUGCUCACCACCAAGCGCGUGUUCACCCGCGGCGUGAUUGAGGAGCUUCUCUGGUUUGUCUCGGGCUGCACCGACGGCCAGGUGCUCGCCGACAAGGGCAUCAACAUCUGGGCAGGCAACGGCAGCAGGGAGUACCUCGACCGCGUUGGUCUCGGUCACCGGAGGGAAGGCGACCUGGGACCCGUGUAUGGGUUCCAGUGGAGGCACUUUGGCGCCGACUAUGGUACCUGCGAGGACGACUAUUCGGGCAAGGGCGUGGACCAGCUCAUGGAGGUCAUUGACAAGAUUAAGAAUAACCCCACCGACAGGCGUAUUGUGCUCAGCGCAUGGAACCCAAAGGACCUCAAGCUCAUGGCCCUGCCCCCCUGCCACAUGUUCUGCCAGUUCUUCGUCACCCUCCCCGAGACGCCCGAGGCCAAGCCCAAGCUCUCCUGCCUCAUGUACCAGCGGUCAUGCGACUUGGGUCUCGGUGUCCCUUUCAACAUUGCCAGCUACGCGCUCCUCACCCACAUGAUCGCCCAGGUCACCGGCACCGAGGCGCACGAGUUCAUCCUCCAGAUGGGUGACGCGCACGUUUACAGGGACCAUGUGGAGCCCCUCAAGGUCCAGCUCGAGCGCGAACCCCGCCCCUUCCCCACCCUCCGCUUCAAGCGCGAGAUCACGGACAUUGACGAUUUCACCUACGACGACUUUGUCGUCGAGGGAUACAGCCCCAUGGGCAAGAUUGAGAUGAAGAUGUCUGCCUAA